AUGUCCAUCUCGGCAACCAAGACGGACCCAGCCAAGUUUGGCGACUUUACUGCCCUCUGUCAACGAGCGGCCUUGAUCGUCUGCCCAUUGCUACAAUCGGAAAACGGGGUCGAGCCGAACUGUUACAGCAGGAAUGUACAGUUGGGUAGCCAGCUGAUCUUCCAACCAGCAUCAUGCGUUGUUCAUAUCGCCGCUAUCCUCAUGACCCUGAUCAUGGUAUAUCACGUUCGAUCCAAGUACACCGCCGUCGGACGAAAAGAAAUCGUCAUGUUCUUUUACCUCUACAUGGUCAUCGAGCUGCUGGCAAUCUUUUUGGAUAGCGGGAUCAUUCCGACAGCCAAUUCUGUCUAUCCCUGGUUUACGGCGGUCUAUGCUGGAUUCAUCGGAGCCUUGUACUGGUGUAUCGUGAUCAACGGUUUCGUCGGGUUCCAAUUCGCCGAAGACGGCACGCCCAUGUCGCUCUGGUUCCUCCGCCUGUCUACCCUCGUCAUCUGGGGAGUCUGCUUCUUCAUCUCGAUCGCCACUUUCAAGAGCUUGGCCGGAUUCAGCAACGCCAAGCCCAUCGGGCUGUUUAUCACUUACUUGAUCUUCCCGGGGGUCUGUUUCCUCAUCUACGUGAUCAGUCAAUUGAUCCUGGUUAUCCGAACGCUGGAUGACAGAUGGGCUAUCGGCGAUAUCCUCUUCGGAGUCUUCUUCUAUGUCGCUGGGGUCGUCAUCAUGAUUGCAUUUAGCAACACCAUCUGUGAUGCCGUCUCUCACUACAUUGACGGAGUAUUCAUCUUUACGCUGUGCAUGCUGUUGAGCGUGAUGAUGGUCUACAAAUACUGGGACUCCAUCACGAAGGAGGAUCUCGAGUUUAGCGUCGGUUCAAAGACUUCGGUCUGGGAGGUCAAGGACCCGUUGCUACCACCCAACCCCGACUAUAUCGAGGAGGAUGUAGGGUCGACCUACCGAGGAGCUGGUGGAUCACUGGUAGGAGGAAUGACCGGCAACAAUUACUACGGUAAUGUGCCGCGAAACUAUACUCCGAGUAGCUCAUCAGGCGGCGCUCGAGAUCCCAAGUUCACGGCCAACAGUGGAUACACCGGGCCGUAUUGA
Molecule: messenger RNA, 1098 nt
Organism: Filobasidium floriforme
Lineage: Eukaryota; Fungi; Basidiomycota; Tremellomycetes; Filobasidiales; Filobasidiaceae
Product: chitin synthase III catalytic subunit-domain-containing protein
Exons: 8
Coding region: 1-1098 (365 amino acids)
Biological process (GO): protein folding
Cellular component (GO): endoplasmic reticulum membrane
Source: RefSeq, a predicted model, not a curated record